Molecule: messenger RNA, 2450 nt
Organism: Nematostella vectensis (starlet sea anemone)
Lineage: Eukaryota; Metazoa; Cnidaria; Anthozoa; Actiniaria; Edwardsiidae
Product: inosine-uridine preferring nucleoside hydrolase
Exons: 2
Coding region: 110-1054 (314 amino acids)
Molecular function (GO): hydrolase activity, hydrolyzing N-glycosyl compounds
Source: RefSeq, a predicted model, not a curated record
UCGUCCCAGUCUAUAUCACGGUCAUAAUCUUUACACACCACAUUGUUUAGCGUUCUUUCGUGUCUAUUUCUAUCCCACAGCUACAAACAAGACCUCAAUUGGUACAAAAAUGAUCAAAAGGAAGUUAAUAAUAGAUUGUGAUGCAGGCGUUGAUGACGCUUUUGCAAUUAUGUUAGCACUUAGCCGAGAAGACACCGAGGUAAUCGCCAUUACAUGUGUCGGUGGGAACACAUCUUUAGAUCAAGUGUGUAUUAACGUGAUGAAGACUUUGGAGUGCUGUCAGCGUACAGAUAUUCCGGUAUUCAAGGGCGCGGGCAAGCCACUGAUAGCAAAACAUGAACCAUCUGCUUCUCACUUUCAUGGGUAUGAUGGGCUGGGUGAUUCCAGCAACCUCAAGACUCCAGACAUGAGCCUCCUUCAGAAAGAACAUGCUGUUGAUGCCCUUAUAAGGCUUGCCAAUGAUGAUGUUACUCUUGUCGCCUUGGGCCCACUAACAAACCUUGCACUAGCCUCUCGACUGGAUCCUGAUUUCUCCAAGCGAUUGAGAAAGACUGUAAUAAUGGGAGGUAACUGCGAGGCCAAAGGGAAUGAUGGGAAACCAUGUGCUGAGUUCAAUUUCCAUAGUGACCCUGAAGCAGCUUUUGUAACCCUGAAUGAGUUUGAAUGCCCCCUCUCCCUUGUGACAUGGGAAAUAUGCCUAAAGCAUUACUUUGAAUGGGAGUUUUUUGAGAAACUAACAUCACAAGCCUCAAACAAAUCAAAAUUUCUAAAGAGUAUUUCCAAGCUUUCUGCUGAUUUUUACAAGCAGAGAAAAGAUGGUUUUGGUUAUCAUUACGUUUGCUGUGACCUGUUGGCAAUGGGAGUGGCAGUACAGCCGGACAUUGUUACCAGACAGGCUCUCGUGCAUGCUACUGUUGAGUUGAAUGGUCAUUACACUACCGGUCAGAUGGCAGUUGACUGGUUAGGAGCUCUUUCUCGACCACCUACCAUGAAGUUAGUCCAGGAAGUGGAUAUGGCGAAGUAUAGCGAGAUGGUUAUGUCUAGCGUGAUGUGACAAGUCCAGGGUGGAAUAGAAUCAUAGUCAUUUCACAUAUAGGCUUAUAACCGAUCACAUUCUGUUUGCAAAGUCGUUUCCAUAUGAUUGCAUUCAAUCGCAGCUUAUUCGACCUUAUAAUUGCAACCAGAUCACAAGGUGGUUUCCAUAUGAGUGCGUUUUUAUUUAAUCGUACACCACCACCUGCAAUCAUGUGCGAUCUUAUGGAAAUCAGCCUUAACCAGGGGGAAUUUGACAAAUAAUCUGAAGGAAUAAUCUUUGCCAAUGGAUUAAAAUGCUGUUCUUGUAUGCUAUUUUUUAAAAUUCUGAUGCAAAGGGGUCCAAAGCAAGUUUUCUUGCUGACAUGAAAAAAGAUAUGUAAUAAAGUUAUCUAGAGAUGGUUAGAACUCGUAAGAAUUUCAUUUUUUUAACUGUGGUUUCAUGAGAAUCAGGGGGCACUUCAAAAAGAAAAUGCAGCAAAGCCCUUAAAAGAUAUCUCAAAUGAAAUGCUAUUUUUAUUUGCUAUUACUGUUAGAUAAUUUUAUGUGAGAGCUUACAGCUCGUGAGAUUACACCACAGGUACAUUUUACAUAUAACAUGCCCUGUGUUUUGUGGUAAUGUUUUGCAUUCAUAAGAAAGUGAUAUGGCACAUGUUGCAUAAGAUGGAAACCCUGUGUCCCUGUGCACAUACAAUUAUUUUGCCAUGUGUUUCAUGAUUUGUCACUCCCAUGAUACCUAUUGAAUCUUGGGAUCCAUUGAGUCCAUUCCUCAGUUUUGAAUGAUUUUUUUUCUUGUGCUUUCACCAAACAGGCCAUGGAUUCCAUUUCUGACACCAUGUUUAGCGUUCUCACUUGGAAAACUGCAUUGUCUCCAGUCUACUUCCUGUCGAUGUCCAAUCAACCUAACAAUCUCCAAUGAAUUUUAAUGGAAAAUGCCAAAAAUAUUUGAAAAUUGUAAAAGCGUGUCUAUUGGACGUUUUUUUGAGGAUGUGGCGGAUAAUUAAGAGCGGAUGGCCUGUUAAACAGUGCAAGUUCUAAUAGGUUAUUUUGUCUAUUGUCGGUUUGAGGUUUCCAUCAGCUCUCCGAAAGUAAACUGGUGACAAUGCGGCUUUAAUAAAGACAGACAAAUGCCACAAUGAUUAGAAAGGCACUGGUAUAAUAAACUUGCGUGCGCAGAGAUACAGGGUUCCCAGUUGUAUGGUAUCUUUUCUCCAUUCUCUUCUAAGGUAUUCAUAAUUAGCUACUUUAUUACGAUGUAUUUUGAAGAUGCAAAAUAUUGUUACUUUGUGGGAUUAUUUAGAUUUAAUUGGUGGCCAUUUUUUCCUUUUAACUGAGUGAUCCUUAUAUCAUGGAAAACUAAAGUUUUGUUGUAUUUCAGCAAUUACACUUAUUUAAAAAUAAUAUUGAUUCAAAAAUUA